UCCACAGCAGGCACACCUGAGGAUGAGAACACAGACUGAAGAUGUGAAACCGGCUGGACUCUGUCCUUCUGUUACAUUAACCGUGACUAUCACCUCAUGACCCUACAGGAAUGUUCCUUUCGGUGGACAUGAGAUUGUUGGAUUGUUGAGAAGGAUGUAAGAUCUGUAGACGGAUGGUUUAAUGACCUUUCACAUCAGCUCCGGAUAUGCGUUCCCUAAGUGCCGUGGUGCUGUUUCUCUGUGUUACUGGAGUUUGGUGUCAUGAAUGUAAUCUGACGAAGCCGCAUUUUGAGUCCAGGAAUUUUCACCAUGUUCUUCAUUGGAAUGAAGCUGAUGUUCCGGGUGAAGUCGCUCUCUACAGUGUUCAGUAUCUCACGUAUGGUGGGCCGUACAAACCAGUGGCGUGGUGCCAGAACAUCUCAGUUCCUGUAUGCGACCUCACGUCUGUGAUGAUCGUGACUGACGUGACCACGAGAUAUCACGUCAAGAUCACUGCGGCUGGACGGUGUGUGGGAGAACUCCUGUUCUAUCCUUAUCAACAAACCAUUCUGGAAGCUCCAGAGUUAUCUGUAUCAUGGAAUGAAACUUCUCUGAACGUGACAGUUUCCCCUCCGAUGGAUCAGAACAUCGACUGCUGGGGAGUCUGUCAGCAUCCCAUGAAGUUCACUGUUAACCUGACUCAACCCAAGUUUCAUGCCGGAAGGGUGUACGAGAGCACGACAGGUUCAGUUCUGGUGUGGCCUGUGGAGACACAUACAGAAUAUUGUGGAGAUGCAGUUUAUUCCUUCACACAUCCCAGUUCACCUCGACAGAGUGAUAAAGCCUCAUUCUGUGUCACUGUCACAGCCCCUAAUUCCUGGUUUCAUGUCGUUCUGUUGCCUGCUCUUCUGGCCGUGGUCCUGCUCAUAAUCUUACCCAUGAUUCUCUGUCAACAGUCUGUGAAGAGAAAGCAUCUUUUGCCGAAAGCUCUCAUCCUGUCAAAGAACAACGCUCUUCCAUUUCGUCCGGAUGUCCGGGACGAAAUAUCCAAAGUGCAAUUGUGUUCGGGAUUCAUUGGAAACCUCCCAAAGCUUUAUCUCCAGGCCCCUGUGGUUCCGGAAGGGUCAAAGGUCACGGGUAAUUGGAGUAGUUAUGCGCCUCAGGACUCUCGUGAUCAGGAAGCGUCGACCCGCUGCUCGAGCGGUGAGCAUUCUGUCAACUACAGCAUGAUUGUGGGCGUCCAGACGCCGGACGCACCCUCGGCUGAUGUUGAGAGCUCAGAAUUAUCCGGUCCGGAGUUUGUCUGGCCCAGAGAACAUCAUAACGUUUCUAACUCGGAUACCCACAGCGAGCCUCUUGUGGUACCUGUUAUUCCCUCUGCCAAUGGUACGUUGCAGUUAAACGGAUUUUUAUUUCAGCCGGAUUCGGAGUCUCGCGCAUUCGGAGAGAGGACGCCAUUGCUGACGGAUCUCGUUGUUGAAGACUUGGGGUGUAAUUCAAAGUACCCGUCUGUAGAUGUUUCUGAGAUCUCCAAAUGUCUUUAUCCUGAUCUCACGCCGGUGGUGUCCAACUAUAGGCAGAACGGGAUGCCCGCGACACCUCUCGAGGGACAUGAGGGCCGGAGGACGUAUAUUCUGAGAACAGGUCACAUGCGGGGCUCAAGUGAAGUUCAGGAGGAGACGAAGGAAGAUGAAGAAGGAUUCAACGGCGGUCAGAAUUUUCUAGACAGAUGGAUGUUAAAAAUGGAAGGUUGAUGUCUGGAUGUUGCUCGGUUGGUGCUGGUCUGCCAUCUUUGCUCAUGGGCAUGAAGUUCAGGAGAUAAGCUGAGCCAAUCACACGAGCCGUAAAUGUCAUGUGACCAAUCACUCUGGAGCAGCGAAACGGACACCUGGUCAUGCGGAUGGUUUGAUUUUGCCAGUCUAAGGGUAGUAUUAGAAUCACACAAACUUUGAUGUCAUUUCUGCGGUUUUUGCAUCACCAGCUGGACUAGUUUUUCCUGAACUCUCUGUUUUCUGUUGGUUAAGCGAACAGAUCUCGCCCUAAACACAUGCUAUUGUGAUUUAAUAGCGGCACAAAGCGUUCAAACCUCAUGUGUGAAUGAUGCACGUUUAGUUUUUUGUCUGUAUGUUAAGCUGGAAUUGAAGGAAGUGUUUUAAAGGAACUGUUCAAAGCAAACACACAAAACUUCAGUCGUCAUUCACAUCCAAUGUGUUGAAUCCAAGUCAUGCGGGUUUGGAACGACACAAGGGGAUAAAAUGACGACGACAUUUUCUCUUUCCUGAAAAGACAAACAAAAUAUUUUAACAGGAUGCUGUUUUUACAUUUCGUGCAUGAGUGUAAAUAUUUGUAUUUGUUCUCCGGUGCACUUAGACUGAAUUAUAUUUAUCUGUAGCAUCGCCGUUUGUUCAAGCGUUGUCCUGUCCAGUCAUUUCAUGCGUCACACGUUCAACGAAUGAAUCACAAUUAUACAAACAUUUUAAUAAUAACAUUGAAUGUUGGUUUCAUUGUGUAUUUAAAGCUGCAAUCUGUAACAUUUUUAAGUUAAAAUCAAACAUGUUUGAGAGAUGAUGACAAGUAGGCCUACCAGAUUGCAGCUUUAAGCUUAAAUAACAUUUGUUAAGUCAAUUUUAAACACUGGAAUCUGUUUUUUAUCUGGUUUAAUCUGGAAUUAUUAAAAAAUGUUAGAGGUGGGCAUUAAAAAGCAAGAUGAAGGCAGCUGGUUGAUUCAAAGACUUUCCUUUAGAAACAAUCAUGAGCAAUAAGACCAAGAACGUGAAAAUGUUUCAGCAAAAGCGCUUUGUCAGUUUUACAUUUACAUGUUAAUUUAUGACUGAAAAUAAUCACACGCAGGACUUUCGAGACGUCAGCCAGUCUCUCGGAGCUCCUGAUAAACACAUCAUUCCAGUGAAUUUGCAUAUCCGUCAAAAGACUUGUUCCUUGAGUUUGUGUGAUAAACUUCAUAGGGUUUUUUUAUGUCAUCUGACUAUGAGGAAGUCCAACGGGAGAAUAAAAGCUCUUUGUUUCGAGAGAAAUGAACAUACACGACUCACUUCAGAGGUCAUGCAGACAUUCACUCGAGUCGGUUUGUGUCAUUCGGACAAAUGUGUUUUGGGAAGAUGCACAAAAAACGUCUGUGCUGUUAGAAACGUCACAAGACAUGUUUGCCACUCAGACAUGUUGAAACUGGCAUGGGUUUUUUUUUGUGUAUAAUAUAAUAAUUCUUCAAAAUUCUCGCCCUUAAGACGGCCAUUUUAUUCCAGUAACACCACUGGUGUUGAUGCUGCGUGUUUAACUGUACGUAUGUUUUCCUUAAAUCGUUUUUUAUUUAGGGUUAGUUCACCCUAAAAUCAAAAUUCAGUCAUCAUUUAUAUUCCCCCUCAUGUGGUUGUAAACUUCUAUGUGACUCUUUGUUCAAUGAUACACAAAAGAAGAUAUUUCGAGAAUUUGACAAUUGACGUCAGUGAGGGUUUCAUUUUGUUUGGUUAUUAACAUUCUUCAAAAUAUCUUCUUUUGUGUUCUGCAGAAACAGGUUUGACAUGACAUGAGGAUGAAUAAAUGAGAAAAUAAUUUUCAGUUGAGCUAUCCCUUCAUGAACAGUAAGUUGGUGUUGUAGUGCAUUAUUGGCAGUGUACUGUAUAACAUGGUUGAUGUUUAAACACAUUACAGAGUGCAAACAAGACAAAGGUCACAGUAUUGUAAAUAUCUGACAGCUCCAGUAAUAUAUGACGGAUGUUCGGUGACAUGAGUUCAACUGGAAUAUGAUGAUUGUUUUAUAGCUGUACAAUAAAUGUAUUUUUAUAAAACUUUGUUGUACAUUUUU
Molecule: messenger RNA, 3799 nt
Organism: Triplophysa rosa
Lineage: Eukaryota; Metazoa; Chordata; Actinopteri; Cypriniformes; Nemacheilidae
Gene: ifnlr1
Product: interferon lambda receptor 1
Exons: 7
Coding region: 207-1733 (508 amino acids)
Molecular function (GO): protein binding
Source: RefSeq, a predicted model, not a curated record